AUGUCUCUUAUAUUAAUGGAAAUUUAUGACCACCUCCUAUAUACAGCAGCAAACGGCCAUUCGGGACAGAUAAAACAGCUCUUGCAAAAGAAAGACCUCAUCAUCGACCUCGAGUGUCCAGACGACGACGGCCGAACCCCUCUUAUACUGGCCUCUAAGAACGGCCACGCAGCCACCGUGAAGCUACUUCUCGACAACGGCGCCAAUAUCGAGGCCACCGAGAGAUGUCACGGCUUCAACUCACUUAUACUUGCGGUUAUUCACGGCCAUAAACAAGUUGUCAAUAUUUUAUUGGAAAGGAAAGCGAAUAUUGAGGCUGGCGACUUUUUAUCUCGUACUGCGCUUUUUUGGGCCGUUGCGAAAGGCAUCGAAGGGAUGGUGGAGCUGCUGCUUGCGAACAAGGCAAAUGUCGAUGCUCGAGAUAAACGCGGCCUCACGGUGCUUUGGGUGGCGGCUGAUAGCGGGCGCGAAAAUAUAGUCAAACAGCUCCUCGACCAUGAUGCGGAUAUCGAGUUCAAGGACCCCAGAUUUUACAAGACGCCAAUAGCAGUGGCAGCGGAGAAAGGCCAUGAAGAAAUAGUCGAGAUGCUUCUGCAGAGAAAUGCAGACAUUGAGACUGCAGAUGUGAAUGGCCAAACGCCAUUGUUAUUGGCAGCAAAGAAUGCUCAGGAGGCAGUUGUGAAGUUGCUUCUGGAGAAUGACGCCCAAAUAGACAGAGAAGAUGACCAGGGACAGACUGCUCUGGCAUUGUUCUCGGUCUGCUGCGCUGCACCACCGACCAAGCCAGUCAACAUGGCUGGGACGAUGCAGCUGCUGAUACGGAGCCAUGCUGAUAUCAACACGGAGGAUAGACAUGGGCGAACACCACUUUGUCUAGCUGCGAUGGCUGGUCAAGAAGCAAAGGUCAAACUGUUAAUCCAGCGAGGAGCCGAUAUUGAGCACCGGGACGACUUUGGACAGACUCCCCUUGCACUUGCUGCUUGGUAUGCUCACCCAGAAGCAGUAGGUGUACUCCUUAAGAACCAUGCCGACACCGAAUCGAUAGAUAAUAAUGGCUUGACACCGCUAUUGCUGGCCGUCGAGGAGCACCCCGGAAGGCUCGGAUUUCCUUUUCGCAUCAGGGCUCAGCAAAGAGAAGUGGUGAGGCUGCUGUUGGACAACAAGGCCAACGUCGAUUGUCAAGACAAAAAGGGCCGCAAUUCGCUUUCCAUCGCCGUGCAAUGGGGUCAUGUUGAAAUGGCAAAGCUGUUGUUGGAUAGCACAGAGAGUAUCCAGCUUGACUCGGCUGAUCGCCUUGGGAGAAGUCCGAUCUUCUAUGCUGCUAUCCAUGGUCAUGGAAGUAUCCUCAGCCUCCUCGUCUCUUACGGCGGUCUGAUCCAUCAGAAGGAUCAUUAUGCUGUCACCCCACUUCUUGCAGCGGUACAGCAUGGUCACGAAGACCUAGUCCGUAUGAUUCUCAACCUUGAUCCGAUUCAAGAAGAACCAAGUGAUUGCUUUGGCCGGUCUCUGUCAUGGUGGAUUCAAGCCACUGGAAAUAGCUCUCUACGACGUCUUUUUACCGACAAAGGGAUCAGGAUAUCUGGCAUCUCAGUCCCUGAAGUUCACUUCAAUUCGAGUGAACGAUCGUCUUUAUCCUGUGAUGUUUGUACCCUCCCAAUGUCCAAGGGUAUAUACUACUUCGGAGCGCGCUGUCUAGAUGCUUCUCAUGAACUUGUGCAAACCGCUUCAUCCGCGAAGCAAUAG
Molecule: messenger RNA, 1743 nt
Organism: Aspergillus wentii DTO 134E9
Lineage: Eukaryota; Fungi; Ascomycota; Eurotiomycetes; Eurotiales; Aspergillaceae
Product: ankyrin repeat domain-containing protein
Exons: 2
Coding region: 1-1743 (580 amino acids)
Molecular function (GO): protein binding
Source: RefSeq, a predicted model, not a curated record